Messenger RNA from Olea europaea var. sylvestris, 1026 nucleotides. Its product is annotated as NDR1/HIN1-like protein 13. Gene Ontology annotation, cellular component: plasma membrane. Bases 57 to 818 code for a protein of 253 amino acids. The record is from RefSeq and is a predicted model, not a curated record. NCBI's taxonomy places the organism in Eukaryota, Viridiplantae, Streptophyta, Magnoliopsida, Lamiales, Oleaceae. The transcript has a single exon.
GAGAGAGAGAGAGAGAGAGCGAGAGAGAGAGAGGAGAAUUUACAUAAUUACGCAAUAUGACGGAUAGAGUGUACCCAUCAGCCAAGCCGACGGCCAAAGGGGGCGGCCCCGCCCCCGCCGUAAAUGGUGGCUCCAACCCAAACAAAGCUCAAUUAUACAACGCCACUCGCCCCAUGUACCGCCCUCAACCACCGCGGCGUCGCCACCGCCGGAGCUGCUGCCGCUCUAUCUGUCUUUGCACCACCCUCAUAAUACUCUUUCUCCUGCUUCUUGCCGCCAUCGCCGGCACCCUUUUUUGGGUCUUUUACCACCCUCACCGCCCUUCUUUCUCAGUUUCCACCCUCCACCUCUCCAAAUUCAAACUCACCGACACCGCCAUCACCUCGACCUUCGACCUCACUCUCACAGCACGUAACACUAACAAGAAAAUUGUCUUCCUCUACGAUCCCAUCGCCGUGAAAAUAUUUUCCGGCGACAUCACUGUAGGCGAUGGAUCUUUACCGGGCUUUACUCAAGCUACCAAAAACUUUACCACUUUGAGAGCUGUAAUUUCAAAUUCUUCCCCAUUUUCCGAUGGCACCGACACUUCUCCAUUGAAAUCGAGCUUGAAGAACAAGAAUUUGCAGCUCAAAAUCACGCUCGAAACCAAAGUGAAAGUCAAAAUGGGAAAGUUGAAAACGAAGAAGCUAAAAAUUAGGGUUAAUUGUGAUGGUAUUAAAAUAUCGGUGCCCACCGGAAAGUCGCCGACGACGGCAAUGCCGGUGGAUGUGAAGUGCAAGGUUGAUCCAACUUUCAAGAUCAUCAAAUGGAGUGUUUGAAGAAAAUUUUCUUAGAGAAGGUGUGAUUAUUUUUCCCUUUUUUUCCUGAUUUGAUCAAUCGUGUUUUGUUUUUUUUGUUUUUGUUUUUUUUUCCUGAAAAUAUUUGUGGGCAUAUGAUUUUGUAGUAAAAUUGUAUAAAUACUCGUAUAGUGUGUUUUAACACAAGAUACGAUUUUGUGAUAGAAAUUUGAUCACAAAAUUUUUUAAA